This is a messenger RNA of Symbiodinium sp. CCMP2456, 1677 nucleotides long. The record is from the annotation of a GenBank genome assembly. NCBI's taxonomy places the organism in Eukaryota, Dinophyceae, Suessiales, Symbiodiniaceae.
AUGCCACUGCAACUGCAUGCCUCCUGCCGCAGCAACCUGGUUGUGUGUGGCUUGUCGGGCAAGCGAUACUCCGGCGUGGCAGAGUUCCACGAGAUGCUGAAACCACUACUACCUGCAGGGGUAGUGUUGAUUCCUCGCGACGGGCUGUGCUCACUGGAGGCCCUGCACCGCUACGUCAGGUGGGCGCCUGCAUGUUUCUUCAUCCGCAUCGAAGCCGCCCCCAACGUGCGCGAGGCAAACGGCUGGAGAAACAAAUUUGGACCAGAAGACCUGGUUCGGGACGAGCAUUGGACAGAGGUGGGCUUAGAUGACUGGGAUGGUUGGGAUGCUGUGGUGCAGCAUGAUGGAAAUCAACAAACCCUGCUUCGAACUGCAGAGGAUUUGGCUCCACGUAUCGCGGCGCUUUGCCAGACGCCGGCACUGACGAAGCACCUACCUAUUCCGGAGGCUUCUGUCAAACGCACGGAGUUCACCACGCCCAUGCCGGACUGCAUGAAGUUCGGCGGGGCAGAAGCGUAUGUCCCCUCGCAGCCCCCUGUGGCGCAUGCAGAGGUCGAAGGAGCAUCGGCUCGUGUCCAACAUGUUCGUGCAGAGCAAGUUGCAGCUACAGGCAGCCCGACACAGUCUAUGCAAAGACCCGAGCGCCUGGACAACCUCGAUGAACUCGAGAAGCUGGAGACAAAGCCGGCUGCAAGCAGCCCACGCGACGACCAUCCGCUGGCGGCAGACAGGCCUGGACAUGAUGCGACAGGCUCCGACGAGAACUUGUGGUGGCAAGGCUACCAGUCGUGGGACAACUGGCCGGAUGGCUACAGCUGGCGAGGGGGCUGGAACUGGGCCUCGCACAACGACGAGCAGGCAGCCAACGGCUGGUGGAAUUGGCAGGCCAGAGACCCCGACACAGCAGAUGUCCUGUGCAUGAGCAUUACAUCCAGUCCGUUCUGGAUUGCUGGCGAGGUUGGACGGAAGGAUGCUGACCAGCGCUUCAGUGAUUCUGAAUGGGCGCAGGAUGCGACAGUUGCAAAAGAAGAAGCACUGCCCAUUUGCGAUUGUUCCAGCUACAGUCGCGCACAGGGUGCCAUGGUCAUCAGAAGCACGACUGUGACUCAGGCAGCCGAUUGCCUGGAAGAGGCCAUCGCAUUGAACCCCGGCUUCAAGCAGGCCUAUUUGGAGUUCGACCAAGCUUGCACCGCACUUCGCGACUUUCCGCGCUGCAGGCGGGUGGCGCAGAAGCUGGUCGACCAUGGAGGUCAUUGGGUGAACUGCUGGCAGCGGCCGCUUCAUUUCCAUGCUGGGGAGGAUCCGAAGGUCACAUCUCGGCCAUGGUAUGAACCGGAGCAGUUUGAGUUGGUCCGUUGCCUGGAGGAAAACUUUGCCGUGAUCCAGCGGGAGCUUUGCGAGCUAAGUGCGCCAAGAGGAUGCAGGUGGGGUGGAGUUGGCACUGCUCACCGGGGGAAUCAAAAUUCGUCCCAUGAUGCGGACUUGGUGGCGGCGGGGGAGUGGCAGGAGGUGGUGCUGCUAGGGGACUCGGACGAGUGCAACGAGAACUGUUUGCACUGUCCGGCGCGAAGGGCUGAGUUGCCCCGCUGCCCCGCAGGCAGCACUUUCCUGAAAGCCUCCUUUCGUGAGCUCAAGCCUGUGGAUUCCAAGGACAGCCUCGCUCCUGAAAAAGUUUGA